Molecule: messenger RNA, 906 nt
Organism: Eutrema salsugineum
Lineage: Eukaryota; Viridiplantae; Streptophyta; Magnoliopsida; Brassicales; Brassicaceae
Exons: 3
Coding region: 1-906 (301 amino acids)
Source: RefSeq, a predicted model, not a curated record
AUGGCUUCUUCUUCAAAUAAUCACAAUAACCCUUUCGAUGAAUCAAGUCAUCGCACAAUUGAUCAACAAGUUGAUGAUUACUAUGAUCAAUACGUUGAUCAGGCUUUUGAUGCUAUUGGAAGGCCUGGUCUCUCGGGACUUCAAAAAUGCACCGCAGCAAUUCGUCUUUUGGCUUAUGGAACUGGAGCUGAUGCAGUAGACGAAUACCUUCGGCUUGGUGAAUCUACGGCUCGCUCCUGUUUGGAACAUUUUGUUGAAGGAAUAAUACAUUUGUUUGGUGAUGAAUACCUACGAAGACCCACACCUGAAGAUCUUCAAAGAUUACUUUAUGUUGGAGAGGAUCGCGGUUUUCCCGGAAUGAUAGGAAGCAUCGAUUGUAUGCAUUGGGAGUGGAAGAAUUGUCCCACCGCUUGGAAAGGACAAUUUACACCUUACUAUCUCACGGAUGGUAUCUAUCCAAAUUGGGCUACGUUUAUCAAAUCUAUACCACUUCCACAGGGAUCAAAAGCGACUUUAUUUGCUAAACGUCAAGAAGGUACCCGAAAAGAUGUCGAACGUGCUUUCGGAGUCUUGCAAGCUCGGUUUGCAAUUGUAAAAAACCCGGCUCUUUUUUGGGAUAAAGACAAAAUCGGAAAGAUUAUGAGAGCAUGUAUCAUUCUCCACAAUAUGAUAGUAGAAGACGAACGAGAAGGAUUAACUCAAUAUGAUCUUUCAGAUUUUCAACACGGAGAGGGCCACGGUAGUUCACAGGUCGAUCAUGACUAUUCAACAGAUAUGCAUUCAAAUAUUGCUGAUAUGUUGAUUGCUCGAAAGAAAGUUCGAGAUACACAAGUACAUAAACAAUUGCAAGCUGAUUUGGUUGAACACAUUUGGCAGAAAUUUGGAGAUGAGGAAGAUGAUAAUUGA